AUGUCUUGCUCCAAACCUGAUACAGUUCAAGCAAUUAUAGGACAAACAUCAUCUAGCUCUACUAUUGCUAUUGCUGCAACUGUGGGACCUUUAAACAUCCCUGUGGUAGUCAGUGAGCUGCAGAAACUUCAUUUCACCACUACAAAUGGAGAGGAUGUAUACUUUGAUGAGAAUGGAGAUCCAGCAGCAAGGUAUGAACUGCUAAAUUGGAAACAAGACAAAGAUGGUAAUAUGGUGUAUGUUAAAGUGGGCUUCUAUGAUGGCUCUUUGCAAACACAUUUUCAGCUGUCAUUUAACAACAUCACUAUAUCCUGGGCCCACAAUAAACCACAGGUGCCAAUCUCUGUGUGUAGUAAAAGUUGUUCCCUGGGCACCAGGAAGGCUGUACAGAAAGGAAGGCCAAUCUGCUGCUUUGACUGUAUACCAUGUGCAGAGGGAGAAAUCAGUAAUAUAACAGAUUCUAUAACUUGUACCAAGUGCCCACCUGAGCUGUGGUCUAAUGACAGGAAAGAUAUGUGUGUCUUAAAGAUGGUGGAAUUCCUGUCAUUUGAGGAAAUAAUGGGAAUCAUACUUGUAUCAUUUUCUUUGUUAGGAGUAUCAUUAACCAUCUGCAUUGCAGUAAUUUUCUUUAAACAUAAAGACACACCAAUUGUUAGAGCAAAUAAUUCUGAACUGAGCUUUCUGCUGCUCUUCUCUCUGACUCUGUGUUUCCUCUGUUCAGUCACAUUCAUUGGUCAGCCCUCUAAAUGGUCCUGUAUGUUACGGCACACAGCGUUUGGGAUCACCUUUGUCCUCUGUAUCUCCUGUGUUCUGGGGAAAACAGUAGUUGUGUUAAUGGCCUUCAGGGCUACACUUCCAGGCAGUAAUGUGAUGAAAUGGUUUGGACCUACACAGCAGAGACUCAGUGUACUUGCCUUCACUCUUGUACAAGUCAUUAUUUGUGUACUUUGGUUAACAAUUGCUCCUCCUUUUCCAUACAAAAAUAUGAACUACUACAAGGAAAAGAUCAUAUUAGAAUGUCAUGUAGGCUCAGCUAUAGGUUUCUGGGCUGUACUGGGCUAUAUAGGAUUCCUGGCUCUUUUGUGUUUUAUCUUGGCUUUUCUGGCCCGAAAGUUGCCUGACAAUUUCAAUGAAGCCAAAUUCAUCACAUUUAGCAUACUUAUAUUCUGUGCAGUUUGGAUCACAUUUAUUCCUGCCUAUGUCAGCUCUCCUGGAAAAUUCACUGUAGCUGUAGAGAUAUUUGCCAUAUUAGCCUCCAGUUUUGGAUUGUUAUUCUGCAUAUUUCUUCCAAAGUGUUACAUAAUCAUACUGAAACCUGAGAAGAACACUAAAAAGCAGAUGAUGGGUAAAACAAAUGCUUAA
Messenger RNA from Hemibagrus wyckioides, 1362 nucleotides. Its product is annotated as extracellular calcium-sensing receptor-like. Gene Ontology annotation, cellular component: membrane. Gene Ontology annotation, molecular function: G protein-coupled receptor activity. The record is from RefSeq and is a predicted model, not a curated record. The coding region runs from base 1 to 1362 and encodes 453 amino acids. Lineage: Eukaryota; Metazoa; Chordata; Actinopteri; Siluriformes; Bagridae. The transcript has 4 exons. Gene Ontology annotation, biological process: G protein-coupled receptor signaling pathway.